AUUCCCAAAUUCCAACCCAAAGUCCCAACCAACGUGUACAAUCUGGAGUCCACGAAAGAUUGAUUCUGUCUCCUCCUCCUCCUCCGUUACACAUUCCUUUCCGAUGCUUUUAUUUUCAGUUAACAUUAUUAGACUCUGAGUGCAAAUGACUUCUUCUUCUUCUUCUUCACAACAAAUUGAACUAUUAACAUCAACCGAUGAUGACUAUGGUGGUGUUAUUGUCCAAAUGGAUCAACCUACCAUGGAUUCUACAACCUUUCUAUCCAUUCUCAGAGCUUCUAUUUCAAAUUGGAAACACCAGGGCAAGCAGGGCGUUUGGAUAAAAUUACCUAUUCAUCUGGCCAAUCUUGUGGAAACUUUAAUUAAGGAAGGUUUUUGGUAUCAUCACGCAGAACCAAAAUAUUUGAUGCUUGUACAUUGGAUUGCAGACAGUGCAAACACCAUUCCCGCAAACGCCACACAUAGAGUGGGUGUUGGAGCAUUUGUGGUGAAUGAAAAACGAGAGGUUCUAGUGGUUCAAGAAAAAACUGGACCUUUUCGGGGAACUGGAUCCUGGAAGUUUCCUACUGGAGUUGCUGAUCAGGGAGAAGACAUUUGUGUAGCAGCAGUAAGAGAGGCCAAAGAAGAAACAGGAGUAGACACAGAAUUUGUGGAAAUAUUAGCAUUCAGACAAAGUCACAUGUCAUUCUUUGAGAAGUCAGAUCUAUUCUUUGUUUGCUUGUUGCGUCCUCUUUCUUUUGACAUCAAAAUCCAGGAGGUAGAGAUAGAGGCUGCAAAGUGGAUGCCAUUUGAUGAAUAUGUAGCUCAGCCAUUCAUGGAAAAGUAUGAGCUUUUGAGGUACAUUAAUGACAUAUACUUGGCAAAGGUUGAUGGACAUUAUUCUGGAUUUACUCCUGUACCUACAAAAUCAAACUUCUCUAACCAGAAAAAUACUAGCUAUCUUUACUUUAAUGCUGGAGGCUUGAAGAGGUGUAAUUCUUUAUAAAGCAUCAGCCAUAGUUUACAAACUUAGUGACUUAGAAGUAAUUUAUUCACUGUGAUGUGAACAGUUUCAAAAGUUCAUUUUUUUAAAAUUUCUUUAUGUUGGACAAUACUAGUAGUAUUGAUUCUAGAAGAAAAAACUAUUUGAAUUGUAGCUAUAAUAACGUUGCUGUCACCUUAACACCUGCACAUAUGAAGACCAAUAAUUUGAACAUACGUGGAGGCAAUAGAACAGUUUGGUAGCAAUAUAGUACAAAACUCCUGACAACACUAAACUACUAUCCUGUCUCUGGUGUACACCUGUAAUUUCGUCCCAUAAUGUCUUAUCAUGCACUAUUAUUAUAUGCAUCCCUUCAUUUAUGUGACUCUAAA
Trifolium pratense (red clover) is the source of this 1353-nucleotide messenger RNA. Its product is annotated as nudix hydrolase 2. Gene Ontology annotation, molecular function: NADH pyrophosphatase activity; NAD binding; ADP-ribose diphosphatase activity. The coding region runs from base 146 to 985 and encodes 279 amino acids. The transcript has 8 exons. Lineage: Eukaryota; Viridiplantae; Streptophyta; Magnoliopsida; Fabales; Fabaceae. The record is from RefSeq and is a predicted model, not a curated record.